AUGUCCUACUCCUACCAAGUAACCAAGUACCUCCGCACUCUACGCGUUCCCCAAUCACAAAACGAGCGCUACGCCCUCGCCCUUGGCGCCACAGCUCUGCUGAGUAGUUCCUUGUUCUUCCCAGCUGUCUAUCGCGAUUACAAGACCUUCAUCUCCUACGGCCCUGGCGGCGUCCCGAGCAACCUCUUCGGGUGGCUGCUCGUGCGACUGGCUUUCCAGCCCUUUUCCAGAGAAAUGCUUAGCACGCGCGUAUACGACGAACGAGUGACGGCUGGGGAGGGCCACAGCAGCAACAACGAGGGAUUUUUAACAUUAGAGCCACACCAGGCCCGCGAUGUGGAGGAUCGUCCGGUUGUGGGGCCUCACGUUGUUCCCCAACGACAGCUGUCGCAGGUACCAGACGAGGCGGUUAUGCAUGUGAAGAAUCGUCGUAGCGUUCCGCUCGUUCGAGCAUCGAAACAGCCACCUCGUGAAGUUCCAGCGCUCAUGGCAGAGGCACAUGCGGACGGCCUUUUCCUGGCUGAUAAUAUCCCGGCUAGCGGGAUCGCGAAGCAAAUGAAAGGCGAGAUCGCGCAUCUGCAUACUGGAAGGAGAGCACUCUGCUCAUAUGACCCUUCACCCUGCCGAUUUUUGACAGGCAAAAAGGUCAUCGAGGCUGGCUGGGGCCAGCGCCAUGGUUUCGCGGGAACAUCUGCUUUGAAAUUCUUGAGUUUUGGCACUAAGCCUGAUAUUCCAGCCGAGUUCCUCCUGGUGUAUGCUCCCAGGGACGAGACCGAGAUCGAGACUUUCAUGCAAAUUAUGGCUGCGAGUGUGAAGUUUAUGACUGGACGGGAGGAUGUCCGCUUGACUAUUUGA
This is a messenger RNA of Penicillium chermesinum, 855 nucleotides long. RefSeq lists its product as uncharacterized. Bases 1 to 855 code for a protein of 284 amino acids. The transcript has 3 exons. Lineage: Eukaryota; Fungi; Ascomycota; Eurotiomycetes; Eurotiales; Aspergillaceae. The record is from RefSeq and is a predicted model, not a curated record.